UGCUUCUCUUACCUUGGUUUAGGAAAAUUGGGUUGAACCGUUUAGACCAAAGUGGAACUCUGAAGUCCACAGUUACAAAUUAGGGAAGAAAUAGCACAGUCCAAGUGCAAUCUGAGAGAGUGAAGAAAUGCGAUGAAGCCAAAUCCCGCAAAACAACGCUUUUGAUUUCAUUCUGCUGAUGGAGGCUCGAAACCCUUCUUCUCCCUCUCCGGUUCGAGUCCUCAUCCGCCCUCCACCACCGUCCUCCUCCUCCUCCUCCGAUCAUCCCUCGGCGGCGCUCCCUCUCUCCUCCUCCGACGGCGGCGUCGUAGUUGUCGGUUUCAUCGCUCGACGAAGCGACGACUCUGCUCACCUCCUCAACCGAGUCAUCGACUCCAACGUGUUCGCCUCCGGCAACCUCGACAAGCCCUUACUCUUCGACGAUGAGGAAGCUACGGACUGGUUCAACCGCAGGAGAAUCAGCUACUUCCGCGACCACGAUAAGGGCAUCCUGUUCCUCCACUUCUCGUCCUCUCUCUGCUCCUCCUCCCCGGAGCCCUCACCGGGAUUCGACUCCGCCGUCGAGGAGCAGGAGUUCGGUGACCUCCAGGGAAUGCUCUUCAUGUUCUCUGUUUGCCAUGUAAUCAUAUAUGUUCAGGAGGGGUCGCGGUUUGAUACCAGGGUUUUAAGGAAUUUUCGUGUGCUGCAAGCGGCCAAGCAUGCGAUGGCUCCGUUUGCGAAGUCUCAAACUAUGCCGCCAUUGCCGUCUAGAUCGCAUUCUUCGUUGUCCUCCAGGCCUACCUCGUCGGCGAAUAACUCUUCUCCAGGUAGAGGAGGCGGUGGUAACGUGAGUCGCAAUGGGUCAGCCAUGUCUCUCAUGUCAGGUUUAGGUUCUUAUGCUUCUUUGUUUCCAGGACAGUGCAUUCCUGUCACAUUAUUUGUGUUUGUCGAUGACUUCUCCAAUUUAUCAAAUUCCAGCACUAAUGGGGAGGAGUCUUCAGAUGUUUCUUCACUUAGUCAGUCUAAUAGUAUGAGUAGUGCAGCCAAGGCGAACUUGCCUGCUAAAGUUUCUGGUUCAGUAGUUAUGCUGGCACGCCCUGCAAGUCGUUCUGAAGGCGGAUUUAGGAAGAAGCUACAGGCAUCUCUUGAAGCGCAAAUUCGCUUUCUGAUUAAGAAAUGUCGUACAUUAUCUGGUUCUGAAAUUACUCAUUCUGGUGUGAGGACUGGGGGCACCUCAACUUCUGCACCUCUGUUUUCACUUGAUGCAUCAAGGGCAGUUGUCUUGUUAGAUCGGUUUUCAAAUCUAAAAGGUGAGUCUCUUGAGUUUGCCACUGGUCUUGUUGAAGAUGUGUUGAAUGGGAAAGCAACAUCAGAUUCCCUUCUGCUGGAAAGCCAUGGUCAAAGUGCGAACAAAGAAGAUUUAAUAUCUGUCAAGGAAUUCAUUUACAGGCAAUCAGAUAUUUUGAGAGGGAGAGGGGGGAUAGUUAAUUCCAACAGUGGCUCAGCUGCUGGUGUUGGUAUGGUUGCUGUUGCAGCAGCUGCAGCUGCUGCGUCAGCUGCAUCUGGGAAAACAUUUACUACUCCUGAUCUUCCAAAUUUUGAAAUUUGGUCAAGUUCUAGCCAUCAUAUCUUGAGUAGAAUUCUCUGUGCAAAAGGGGGUUGUUUGGAUGAAUUGGAAAUUAUUAAAAGAAAACCCCGUCCAAGGAACACUGUUUCUUCUUCAACGGAAGGGCCUUUAAAGAGUGCAAAUCCUUUAGAUGUUGCAGUAUCUUGGUUACAGUGUGGGAGAGGGCUGAACACUAAGUUUUCGACUUUGUGGUGUCAGAGAGCCAUUCCAGCUGCAAAGGAGAUUUAUUUGAAAGAUUUGCCUGAUUGUUAUCCUACUUCACAACAUGAAGAUCAUUUAGACAAGGCUUUGCAUGCAUUUCACUCAAUGGUAAAAGGACCUUCAGUGCAAGUUUUUGCAAGAAAAUUGGAAGAGGAAUGUACUUCCAUUUGGAAAUCAGGAAGGCAACUAUGUGAUGCUAUUAGUUUGACGGGCAAACCGUGCAUGCACCAAAGGCAUGAUGUUGAGACUAGUAAUUCGAACAUAGGAGCUUCCCCGCCUUCACACAAGCCCCAUUCAAGUGGCUAUUUUUUCCUUCAUGCCUGUGCUUGCGGUCGUUCCCGUCAAUUACGUCCAGAUCCCUUUGAUUUUGAAUCAGCUGAUGCUAGUUGCUUUUCUGACUGUGACAAGCUACUUCCUUCGGUCAAACUACCAGAAAUUGAAGUUGCUGGACCUGUUCAAUCUUCUGCAUGGAGUUUGCUUCGAAUUGGAAGUGCAAAAUACUAUGAAUCCUCUAAAGGCUUACUUCAAAGUGGGUUUUGUGCCACUGAGAAAAAUCUUCUGAAAUGGACAGUCUACCUAGAGAAACAGAAAAGACCAAAUGGCUCAACAGAGACUAUAGUGAAGCAAAGUUCUGUAAUAAGGGAACCCAAGGUUGAACAUAUUGCAGAUACAAAGAAAACUGGAGUUAGAAAGCCCCACCCUGCUGUGCAGAAUGGAGGGGGAGACCAAAGAAUGUCUUUAGGUAUAUCCAAAGAUGAUGACAAAAAGAUAAGUUUUGGUAGGGGUUUUCCAAUUUUCAAAAUGAGAAAACCUUUUUCUGAGGUUGUUGCUGGAUCAGCGGCUGUCGAUUCUGGAUUCCCUCCUCUUCAGCAAAGGAAGUUGCCUGCAUCAGGUUCAGAAAAGGGCAUGAAGCUAAGCAAGCCAAGUAAUCAAAAUGGAGAAAGGGUUAAUGCAGCGGUCGAUUAUGAAAUAUCUCAAAAAUCCCAAGAUAUAUCGUUAACUGAGGGAUCUCUUGAUGGUAGUGGCAAUAAUAGCUGCAGGGAUGAUGACCCCUUUUUGAGGAUAGGUAGCAACGUAGUACCUGUAUACUUAAGUGGCGGUGAAAGGAGCAAACCACAUUCUUCUUUAAAACAUGUAAUAGUAUAUAUUGGAUUUGAGCAUGAGUGCCCCCGUGGCCACCGUUUCCUGUUAAAUGCACGUCAUCUCAAUGAACUUGGAUCUUCAUACUCAUUGUCAGAAGAAUCUUGUAUAUCUUCUUCUAUGGAGCCUGCUAGCAUAAAUCAAGCAUAUCAUUCUAGAGUAAGUAAGAAUGCUUCCUGGGCCAAAGUUCAUCAAAGCUCUAAUGAAAUUCCUCCUGCAUCCACAAAUAAGGAAAGGGAUGCGGACAAAUCAAAUGAAAUGAUGCCUAAUGGCGAUUUGAAUUCAGAUGGGCUACUUUAUACUUCCAUUCCACUGAAGGAACAAAAUUUGACAUCUGGGAAUGCAUUGGCAAAAACCCAAAAUCUUAUGAAAGAUUCUGGUGGGGAUCUUCAAGCUAUUGGCAUGGGUGGUGAUGAACUUGCAUUCUCCAUGUUGAACCGAAACUUGCCUAUCUACAUGAUGUGUCCUCACUGCAGGAAUUCUAGGAAUAUGAAGGACACACCAAAGGUUAAGUUUGCCAGUGGUAUCUCACAGCUUAAAAGGAUAUUUUUGGUGACACCUGCAUUUCCUGUAAUACUAGCAACAUGCCCUGUCGUGCAAUUUGAGACAUCAUGCCUGCCUCCGUCAGUUCCAGAUCGUGAACAAAAAUUGCAGUUUAGCCCUGGAUGUCCAGUGAUCUUGCCACCUGAGAGUUUCCUGACCCUUAAGUUACCCUUUGUGUAUGGUGUGCAGCUUGAAGAUGGAAACAAGCAUCCUCUUAACCCCUUUGAACAUCAGCCGGAAAUGACUGCUUGGAUCACUAAGGGCUCAGUACUGCAGAUCUUGUCCAAGGAGAGCAAUGAUGAGGGAUUUCAAACAUAUUAAAAGCGUAUUAAAUCUUCAAGUUGCCUAGCUAGAGUAAAAAGGAAAGGAUAUCAAUUGCUUCUCCAAAACUCAGGUGAAGGUCACCCAUAUGAACUUCUGAUUAGAGAUGUGUGUACAGAACAAGGAACUUUGUGGAUGAUGAGUAUGGUCCGGAAUGGAAUUACAGAGCUGCAUGUAAACACACGGGGUACAUCAUCAUUCAGGCACGAACUGGUAACAUGGAUCCACCUGCUAAAUCAUAGCAAGGUCUGAUAUAUGAAUUGUUUAUAUCUACUUUCUAGCCUUUUAAUCAGGUGCAGUUUUGGACCUCUCGGUUACUUAUAGCCCUGGGGUGGCUUCCUAGCUUGUUCAUCUGCUCUUUGGAUAAUCUCGUGCGUAAAUGCAAAUCCAUAAUUUGAGUAUUGCUGUCCAAAUGGAUUUGGAUGACAAUUCCAUUCAAAAUGAAAGUAUUCGAAAUUGAGGGCAAUCAUAGAUGUGUGCAUCAAUAACCAGAGAAUUGGAAAGGUCCUUGUUAUGGUGAAACCUCUCAAGCUGUAGUUGAUGGAAGGGUGGAUGGCAUCAUCUAUACAUAGAAUAUCAUGUAACCAAGACUCUUAUUAUUGUCUUGUAACAUAGUGAUCCUGGUGCAUCUCUAAUAAUACUAUACCAACAGGUAAAAUGGAGAAGGAAAGCGUAGCAAGGAAAAGCCAUGCGCAUUGCUUGAUUUCCAGGGAGAUGGGGGGCUCUGGAAUGAGGCAUUACGAUUAAUGUUGUGCAUGAUGUUAGAUUUGUAGUAUUGAGUCUUGGAUCUGUGUGUGAUCUUUGUGACAGAUUGACUGUGUAUAGAAACUUCGAUUAUCUGCAUUCUACUUUCUCAACCAACGAACAUUAGAGGGGAACAAUUAAACCCGUCUAUCUUUCCCCUCCAUACACUUCAAUUACUUUUAGAUGCUCAAACUAAAUUACUUAUGUUCUCCUUAUUGAAAUUAUAUUUACACCAUGGUCUUUUAGCA
This is a messenger RNA of Lotus japonicus, 4803 nucleotides long. RefSeq lists its product as uncharacterized. The coding region runs from base 179 to 3811 and encodes 1210 amino acids. The transcript has 6 exons. Lineage: Eukaryota; Viridiplantae; Streptophyta; Magnoliopsida; Fabales; Fabaceae. Gene Ontology annotation, biological process: nuclear-transcribed mRNA catabolic process, nonsense-mediated decay. The record is from RefSeq and is a predicted model, not a curated record.